GCUUUUAAAGGUGACUUCUUUUGAUGCGCCACAUCGGGAGACGUGAUUCAGCUAGCCACGCUUGGCAUAAACUGACGCUCUAUGGCCCUACCCGUGCUUCAAUGACAGACAUGCCUAUCUUAUCCAUAGAAGUCAACUCGCUGUUCACACGAGGGUUCGACAUGUGGCGUUGGAUAUAUGGUGGACUUCUACUGCCACUUUCCCUUGUGUUCUGUUACAACCAUGUCCAUCGUCCAGCACUCACCUGCCUCUCGGUACACACCGCUCUGCAUGACCAACUCCCCAGUCAAGAUAUAUCACACCCACUCCGCUUCGACUGAAUGGAAGUACUACGGACAUCGGGGCGUGUUGGUUUUUGGCAGAGAAAGCUCCGCGACGAAAGACGACGAGUUUUCUUUCAAGCUGUUCUUGUGCGAUGAUGAGGGUACAUGGCGAACACUCUGGGUGUUCAAACUCGAUGGCAAGGGGUUCGACUACAGAGUGGACAACUUGCCAAGCUUCCAUUGGUUCCACGGACUGACGCGAAAAUUUGGGAUCCUGUUCGAAGAUGAUGACGAUGCCAGCGUGUUCGCGAGAGUUAUAUGCGAGCGGAACACGAGGGCAACUGCUUCUCCUGUCUCGUUCGAAAGUGACAGUGGUCGCCGACUGAAGACGAAGACUCUCGGCUCUUCCUCUGUCGUUUCCCUCCAACUCAGCAUAAAACCAAGCCUAAUCCGCCGAUCUUCUAUGGCGGCAAGCAACUUUGGGAAGAAGUCUAUACCUAGAAUAUGGCGUUCGAAGCGUUCAUGAUUUGCUGAGUGUUGUCCCGGAGAACGUGCAGUUCAGAUACGAUUCAUAUACCAUUUAUGAAGCUCGGUGAGCUAUGUAUGAUGUACCACUACGAUGAAUGCUUUACGGAUAAGUUAACUAUUUAUCACUCAUAGUCAGUAUAUGCGUAUGUUCGUGUAGAUGAAAGCUUACGAGUCUAUUUAUUGUCUCUAUCUCUAUUACUUCUAUGUACAACUUAUGGUCAGAAUCUUGUCAAGUCGCGCCCGAAUAUCC
Molecule: messenger RNA, 1041 nt
Organism: Desarmillaria tabescens
Lineage: Eukaryota; Fungi; Basidiomycota; Agaricomycetes; Agaricales; Physalacriaceae
Exons: 3
Coding region: 178-789 (203 amino acids)
Source: RefSeq, a predicted model, not a curated record